Molecule: messenger RNA, 1620 nt
Organism: Sphaerulina musiva SO2202
Lineage: Eukaryota; Fungi; Ascomycota; Dothideomycetes; Mycosphaerellales; Mycosphaerellaceae
Exons: 2
Coding region: 1-1620 (539 amino acids)
Molecular function (GO): metal ion binding; ATP binding
Source: RefSeq, a predicted model, not a curated record
AUGGUGCUCAACAGCGAUUCUCCUUGGCUCGCCCACGCAGCACAAAACAUCUUCCUCAUCCUCCUCAGUCUGGCCUUUCUCCCCCUCGACCUGACCAUUCUCUUCCUCAGCUAUGCCAUUCGCUACUUUUUCUACUCUGGCAACAAACCUGGCGUCCUCGCAUCCGGAGAAGCGAAAAAAACGAUUCUUGUCACUGGAGUCGGCAUGACCAAAGGCCUCGCUCUCGCACGAGCAUUCUACCAAGCGGGCCAUCGCGUCAUUGGAGCAGAUUUCGAGCCUGGCUUUGCGUGUGGGAGAUUUUCUACUGCGUUGUCGGGGUUUUAUACUUUGCGAAAACCGACGACAUCAUCUUCAUCUUCCGGCAGCAGCAGCAGCAGCAAGUUAUACGUGCAAGACCUCAUCAAUGUGAUUGUACGAGAACACGUCGAUCUCUGGGUGAGUUGUUCAGGAGUGGCAUCAGCGGUAGAAGAUGGCGAAGCCAAAGAGAUGAUUGAGCAACAAACGAAUUGCAAAGCCGUACAAUUCAAUGUCCGCAUAACGCAAAUGUUGCACGAGAAACAUACCUUUGUGGAACACACCAAACAAAUCGGCUUGCACGUUCCAGAAACCCACACCAUCACCAGUCGCGAGCAAGUAGAGCAUGCAUUACAACAAGCGGCCCCGGGGAGGAAAUACAUCCUCAAAACCAUCGGCAUGAACGAUGCCGCUCGAGGCGAAAUUCUCUCAACUCUCCUCCCCAAAGAAACUCCCCACGCCACGAAAAAAUAUUUGGCAACACUCCACAUUUCCCCUCAAUCCCCUUGGAUUCUGCAACAAUUUAUUCUCGGCCAGGAAUUUUGUACGCAUGCACUCGUCAUUCGGGGAAAAGUUUGCGCGUUUGUCGCUUGUCCUUCUGCUGAACUUCUUAUGCACUAUCGCGCUCUACCCGCGGAUUCUGCUCUUUCGCAAGCCAUGUUGCAAUUCACUCGGACGUAUGCGGCUGCAGAAGGAGAGACUUUUACAGGACAUUUGUCGUUUGAUUUUUUGGUCGAGGGGGAUGAUACGGAUACGACGACGACGACGACUACCCAACGACGACGACGACGCGAUCCGCGGGAAAUUGUCUUGUAUCCUAUUGAAUGUAACCCCCGAGCUCACACGGCAGUUUGUCUGUUGACGAAUCGCAAUCCGGAUAUGAUUCACGCCUAUCUCGAACUUUUGAACGAAACUCCUAACGAAAAUAACAAUAACCCCGAACAUCUCGCCACAACACCAACACCAACAACACCAAAAGAAGAAGAAACAAACUACUACUGGAUCGGCCACGACCUCCUAACUCUCCUCUUCAACCCAUUCCUCUCCUCUCUAACAACCGAGCCACCACCACCACAACACCCCUCCUUCUUCUCCUUCUUCUCCUUCUUCUUCUCCCCAUCUUUUUAUCGCGCCUACAAGCACAAUCUCUUAACAUUUCUCUCUCACGUUCUGACAUGGAAAGAUGGAACGUAUGAAAUCUGGGAUCCGUUGCCGUGGUUUGCUUUGUAUCAUGUUUAUUGGCCGCUGAGGUUCGCCAUGUGUUUGGUCAAGGGGACGAGGUGGAGUCGCGUGAAUGUUAGUACGACGAAGAUGUUUGAGUGUUGA